This is a messenger RNA of Betta splendens (Siamese fighting fish), 4628 nucleotides long. Its product is annotated as E3 ubiquitin-protein ligase RNF19A-like. Bases 310 to 2868 code for a protein of 852 amino acids. The transcript is spliced from 10 exons. NCBI's taxonomy places the organism in Eukaryota, Metazoa, Chordata, Actinopteri, Anabantiformes, Osphronemidae. Gene Ontology annotation, biological process: ubiquitin-dependent protein catabolic process; protein polyubiquitination; positive regulation of proteasomal ubiquitin-dependent protein catabolic process. Gene Ontology annotation, molecular function: ubiquitin conjugating enzyme binding; zinc ion binding; ubiquitin protein ligase activity. Gene Ontology annotation, cellular component: ubiquitin ligase complex; cytoplasm. The record is from RefSeq and is a predicted model, not a curated record.
UUCUACUUUCUGUUAAACACUUGCGUAGACUCGCUCGAGGAGUCUACCUUUUCCGUCCUGCGAAGUUUUCUGCUGAGCACUUUCUACUUGGGCUUCCUGGGAAAUGGAGACAUCUGCGUACACGUCUGUUGUGAAGUGAAGGGAAACCGGUGAAAUAGGGGUCGGUGACCUACGUUUGGGUUUCUGCAUCUCGCUGUGAUACGGACCUAGACCUGACUUCAGCUGCUAUGUCUUAGCUAACAGUGAUACAGUCCAGCCCUCCCGCACCUGCUUCAUCUCCUCCUCUCAUGUUGUAGCAGCAGCGGCGUGAUGAGCGGCCCGCACCAGCAGCAACAUGGCAGCGCGGGCUCCGAGCGAGACCUGCACUCCGCUGCCUCCUCUGCCGGCCUGCCUCCAGGUAGAAAGGCCCCCAAGAAGCGCCACCUGUCCCUCCACUCUUUCUUCAACCGGCGGCGCCGGGCCGACUGCGACCCCAAGCGCAAGGCGAGGACUUUGCAGGCCGGAGCCGUGGUGGAAGGCGUUGUGAGCACGGAGCACGUGCAGUCAGACACUGUCCAUGACAAAACCUCAGCCCACCCUGCGGCGGGCGCAGCACCGGCCCCGUCGGAGCCGGGGUCUUCGCCGGAGCUGCUGGAGUGCCCCCUGUGCCUGCUGCGCCACGCACGGGAGCGCUUCCCGGACAUCAUGACCUGUCACCACCGCUCCUGUGCCGACUGCCUGCGGCAGUAUCUGCGCAUCGAGAUCUCGGAGUCCCGCGUCAACAUCAGCUGCCCCGAGUGCUCCGAGCGGUUCAAUCCCCAUGACAUCCAGAUGAUCCUGGGAGACCGGGCCCUCAUGGAGAAGUACGAGGAGUUCAUGUUGAGGAGGUGGCUUGUGGCUGAACCCGACUGCCGCUGGUGCCCGGCCCCAGACUGCGGUUACGCAGUCAUUGCGUUCGGCUGUGCCAGCUGCCCAAAGAUCACCUGUGGGCGUGAGGGCUGUGGGACGGAGUUCUGCUACCACUGCAAACAGCUGUGGCAUCCCAACCAGACGUGUGACACAGCACGGCAGCAAAGGGCCCAGAACUUCCGACUCAGGAGUUUCAGGUCCUCUUCCCUCAGCUACAGCCAAGAAAGUGGAGCUGCAGGAGAUGACAUCAAGCCAUGUCCACGCUGUGCUGCUUACAUUAUUAAAAUGAAUGAUGGAAGCUGCAAUCACAUGACGUGUGCUGUCUGUGGUUGUGAGUUCUGCUGGCUCUGCAUGAAGGAGAUCUCUGACUUGCACUAUUUAAGUCCAUCAGGCUGCACCUUUUGGGGAAAGAAGCCCUGGAGCAGAAAGAAGAAGAUCUUGUGGCAGCUGGGCACGCUAGUGGGAGCACCUGUCGGCAUCGCUCUCAUUGCUGGGAUUGCCAUCCCUGCGAUGAUCAUUGGCAUCCCAGUCUAUGUGGGCAGGAAGAUCCAUAACCGUUACGAGGGUAAAGACAUCUCUAAACACAAGAGGAACUUGGUAAUAGCUGGUGGUGUGACACUGUCUGUGAUUGUGUCGCCUGUGGUUGCAGCCGUCACUGUCGGCAUUGGUGUUCCCAUCAUGCUGGCUUAUGUGUAUGGAGUUGUGCCGAUCUCAUUGUGCCGGAGCGGAGGCUGUGGAGUGUCUGCAGGCAACGGCAAAGGGGUGCGGAUCGAGUUUGAUGAGGAAAAUGAAAACAGCGGGAGCGGCGCCGCAGCCACAGACACCACCUCUGUGGCAGAGACACGCCUCAACAAUGCAAGCCUCGGCGAUGGGGCGAGUGUUGGUGGUCUGACCAGCCUGAGCCUCAGUGUGAGUGGGAGCCACAUGGAGCGAUGCGGCAUGAGCUCCACCCAGCGGGACAACAUGAGUGACAACGCCAGCACUACGGCGCUAGCUGGAACCAGCAUCACCGGCAGCCUGUCCGGUAGCUGCUACAACAGGAUGGAAGUUCAGGCCGAUGUCCAGAAGGAGCGCUGCAGUCUGAGUGGAGAGUCGGCCACGAUCAGCCUCGGCACGAUCAGCGACAAUGCGAGCACAAAAGCCAUGGCAGGAUCCAUCCUCAACGCCUACAUGCCUCUAGAAAGAGACAAUAGUCUGGACGUUCAGGCAGAUGUGGAGGCCAAACAGGAGAAGGUGAGGCAUGGCAGUGCCAGCAGCAGCCUGGAUGAAGCCAGCUGUAGCAGCAGCACUGCCGGCCUCAAAGAAGCUAGUGGAGACUCCAACCACUCUCCCUGCUGCUGUGUCCAGCAUGACAACCACUGCUGCUCCUCGUGCCCUCAGUCUAAGGAACCAUGCGCUUCAGGAUGCAAAAAGAGUAAGGGUAAACUCUGGAAAAGAGCGGAGACCAGCAAAGGAGAGACCAGAAUUAAUGAAACAGAAGGCGACAUGGAUGCUCAGCUCCUGGAGCAGCGCAGCACUAACUCUUCUGAGUUUGACUCCCGCUCCCUGAGCGGCAGUCUGCCCUCCGUGGCCGACUCGCACUGCAGCCAGUUCUCAUCAGAGCUCAGCUGCUCAGACCCUGAGACCUCGAGAGCAGCUCAUUCGUCCUGCUGCUCCCUGAGGGACCCCCACGCUCAUCACCCAGCCGUCGCCUUCAGCGACAUCACCAUCACACCCAUGCCUGAAGUGGAGAACGACCGCCUGGAGCACCACCCAUCACAGAGUGGCCACGCGGCCCUCGCCCGCCUGCUGUCCUCGUCUCCUCCUGGUUCCCCGAAGGAGGGGAGCGCUGCGAGGUUUCUGUUCAUCAGAGAGGAAAGUGUUGGCGACGUCGCAGACGUAGAGGCAGAGAAGGACGAGAGCCUGAAUGAGAGCGCUAGCGGUGCUGCCAUCCAGCCUGUCAGCCCGUCCAGGAAGCGCUGUUUACAGACAGACAUCUAAGGUCAUCAGGUGUUAUCGCUGCUGAAAGAGGUAAACUUAUCACCAGUGCUAACUUCAGCCUGAUUGAAGUAGCCGUAAUUAAUCAGGCUCAUCAGUUUAAAGAUAUUUUUAUCCACUGUGGAGGCGGGAAUGUGAUCUGAAUGUCCGUCUGUACAGUCAGAGAGGCCAGAGGUUUAAGUUGAAGAGAGAUUGGAGAGAAACAAGUAAAAUGGAGCAGACGUGUUGUUUUGUUGUUCAGUAACAGAACAAACAGACAUGCGGUUGUUUUUGACACAGAAAGGCCUGAAGAACGUAGAGUUGAAUGUAUGUGGACAGGUGUAAAGCAGGCACUCAGUGUUGUGAGAUCCUCCAGAAGCUGAAUACAUCCAGCUAGCACCAGGUCUGGGCACCUUAUUGCUUUUAUCUCGCUUUUUAGGAUAUUUGCAAAAGCAGAACCAAUUAAGUAAAAUGGAUUUUCAGUAGAAAAUCAUUUUUAUCUUUGCAUGAAUCAGGGAUGGAGAUGUCAUCACUGUGGUCCACCGCUGUGCCACCAGUUCAUUUUGUGACUUAUAUUAAAACAACAUGAAAUCAAAAAGGCUGUCGAACCCUCCGUUGUGCAUAUAAAGCUUGGAGGGACCCGUCCGCUGAGUAGCAGAUCUUAUUUUUCCAUAAUCACCUAUAAGUUUAAUGAUUAUUAUUUACUUUUCUUUCAAAUGUGACUCCUGUUAUUGUGCUGUGCAUUUGCUUAUUUCUAUUUUCCAUUUUGGGAAAGUUAGUUUUAAAUGUUAAAGCCCUGUGUCGGGUCCAGACUGUUUUUUUUUGCAUAGUCAAGUGGAAAUUGUGUUGGCCAGGACCUAAUUUAAGAGGAAAGGCCGUUAAACUUUAAGCCCACUUUUUUGGCAGUUAAACCUGUGCAAAGUAUUUGUUGCAUUUUUAGGAAAUCAUUUCAAUUUUUAUUAAUUUUGAAAUGAUUAUCAAUUUUUAAAUAUGCAUUCAAGAAUAUUCAAUGUAAGGAAAACUGAGCAAGUCUAGUACUCAGUCGCUAAAACUGGAAAGACAUCCAGACAAUGUAUUUGCAAUACAAACACUUUGACUUGUAAAAUAAAUUUGUUGUGCAAUGAAAAGCUCUGCUUGUGUAACCAAGCACAUACAUCUGUCAGUGAUUUCUUAUUCAUUGUGAAUGUAUGAUGAUAUUAGAUCUGAAUCUACUUCUCUCUGAGUAAAAGUAUUUCAGAGCUUUGGGUCUAUUUCAAAUACAGUGUGUUGUAAGAUUGUUAUUUCUACAAGAAUGAUCAAUGCAAACAAUUACAUAUUUGUUAAACCCAUGGUGCCUUUUGGGGAAAUUCCUUUGUACAGUGUUUCUAUUCUCUUUUUAUUUCCAUAUUCUUUGUCUUCAGAUGAUAGACAUGAAACAGGAUGAAUUGUUUUCCUCAAAAUGCCUGAAAUGUUGCAUAGCCGUUGUAGCAUACCAAAGAAUGCAGGAUCCUGCACUUCACACACUUGAUGGAACUGAAAUGGUUUCCUUGCAUGAAUCUGAUUCAGACUCGACUUCAGUCCAAGUAAAGAGGAGCAGAACCACGGCUGUAGGUUAAAGCCUAAGCAGGCGUUUGCAUCCGUUCAGCUGCUGUUUGGGUGCAUGUCUUUUACACCCCGUGUUAUUCGUCUGUUGGAGGAAAAUGGGGGUUGUGUUUAUUAUUUGAAGACUGGCACCAGGUCUGUUUUCUAACUCGGCCACGAAGCAAAUGCUAUUUGUAUAUCAAACAAUAAAAUUCCUAAUCAAG